Molecule: messenger RNA, 5017 nt
Organism: Cololabis saira (Pacific saury)
Lineage: Eukaryota; Metazoa; Chordata; Actinopteri; Beloniformes; Belonidae
Exons: 10
Coding region: 110-2908 (932 amino acids)
Biological process (GO): cell communication
Cellular component (GO): connexin complex
Source: RefSeq, a predicted model, not a curated record
UCGGCAGGUAGCAAGGAUUGACAGAACACCGGCUCGGGUUCAGAGGUAAAGCUCGGCGGUAUAACACUCACCGGCUACUUUUAUACCAUCAUCCAGCAGGAGAGCCGCCAUGACCCCGCAGGAGAGGCCGGCCUCGGCCCCGCAGCAGCACCAGCAGCAGCAGCAGCAGCAGCAGCAGCCCUCCGCCCUCAGGGCGCAGCUCACCGUCAAGCUGUUCCUGAUGGAGAGCGCUAGGAGCACGCUGGAGCAGGAACUCCGUAACUUCACCAACCAGGCAUAUGAAGAAGUGCAUCCUGUCCUGAAUUCAUCUUUACCCAUCAGUGUCUUCACUGAUCUCACGGAGGCUCUAGAUGUCAAGUAUCAAAAGAUUCUAAAGCUUUCAGCUUUACUAAAGAGCUUUGCAGUAGAUCCAAAGGUUUGUUUCCAGCCUGCUAUGAAAAACAACGUGAGACUAAACCAAGCUCAGCCAUCCAGAGUCAAAGGGAGCCUGAUUACAAAUGUUAUCAAGUUUGGACCAAUGUUUCAAAACUCAUUCAUGGCAACCUCCAUAGGAAAAGCAAUCCAGGUGCUUGGACAUGCUCUGUCCCGUCGGCCACUGGAAGUUUUUCUCAACUUCCAGCCAGCACCAGUGCAGCAGCAGGCCGUGUUAGGCAGCAUCUCAUCCGGCUUUAACAGCACUGAUGUCACUAAAAGCUCCUCUUCUCAUAUGAAAGUGGAAGAACAGGUUCUUUUUGAAGAAAAGAGUCAACCAGAUUCUAUGUGUGAUCCAUCUGUCAUUCAUCAGAACCACAAGAUUAAUGAAGAGAAGCCACAGGUACUGCUUCCUCAUAUACAGGCUGUAUUCCCAGAGAAUAUUAACCCUAAAACGUUCAUAAUAUGUGGACGUGGUGAUGACGCCCAGUUGCAGCAUCAAAAACUAACAUCCUCCCAGCUGCUUCAGUUCCUCAGAAUUAAAUCUAAAAACAAGGAUUCACCCGAGGCCCACCUUUUGGUGUGGGCCCAAGAUAUAUAUGAGACGGGCAGUUCGGCCACUGUCAUGACCUACCAACUCAGAUCCGUUGCUGCUGAUAAGAUGAUGACAGGUGCACCACCUCCAAAAGUAUUGCACGGAAACAUUGACAACCAAACUCCAGUCUUCAGAGUGAAAAGUGCAAGCGCCAGCAGAACUUUGACCUACACUUUUGUGACUGAAACGGAAACUGAAAUUUGGGAUAUCGGAGAGAUCAAUUCAGCCGUGACAAAAAUGCAAACACCCAUCAGUGUAAAAAUUCCUGAGUUCCAGUUCUGGAGGUUCGGAGAACUUGAAGUGGUGGUGUCUCAUAUCGUCAGUCCAGAUAACCUUUACAUCCAGCACGCAGACUCCUCUGAGAAGCUGCAGGCUCUUGUCACAGACAACUGCAAAGCCAGUCGUUCGUAUGCUGAGCAGAACUGCAUUCCAGACAUUGGAACCCAGGUAAUUGGUUGGUUCCCGCAGAAGAAAGAGUGGUGCAGGGCUCAGGUGAUGAAGAUAUGUGGAGUGAGCAGAGACAAAGAUGUCACGGAUGGGGCUGGGAUUGAGUCAUCCAUUAAAGUGGAGGUGAAAAGAUUAGACUACGGUGACACUUCCUGUCUGUCACUAUGGAAUAUGAAGGAACUCACGCCAGAAAUGGCUGUGCUACCACUUCAGGCCCUGCAUGUGUCACUGGCAAAUGUGGUGCCUGUCAAUGGAGGACACUGGUCUGAGGAGGCAGUAGGUUGGAUCAAAGCCAUGGUGCACAAGAGGAUGCUCUAUGCCAGAGUUUACCCACAGGCACCCACAGUUACAGUUGAGCUGUUCCUGGAAAGGGGAAAGCUCGGAGCCAUGAGGAGGGGUGCAUCGCUGUCUUUGAGGCUGGCCCAAAAUGGACACGCGACGCACAACAAUCUGAAAAAUGCCGCCUGCAUAAUAAAAAAUCCUGUUCAACGCAAAACCCACGAACGGGGCUCUGACUGGGAAAAAUACCUAAUCUCAUGCUACACUCAAAUGAAGAAAUGGUCAUUUUUGGAGCCGGCGCUUCUUACGCCGCUUGCACCGCCGGCUGAGCCUGACCUGGAGGCGAAGAUGAACUGGGGGUCCUUUUAUGCCGUGAUCAGCGGCGUAAACAGGCACUCAACAGGCAUCGGGCGCAUUUGGCUCUCCGUCAUCUUCAUCUUCCGUAUCCUGGUGCUCGUAGUGGCAGCGGAGAGCGUUUGGGGCGAUGAGAAGACCGCGUUCGUCUGCAACACCCAGCAGCCCGGCUGCAACAGCGUCUGCUACGACCAGUUCUUCCCCAUCUCACACAUCCGGCUGUGGGCGCUGCAGCUCAUCCUGGUGUCCACCCCCGCGCUGCUGGUGGCCAUGCAUGUGGCCCACCGACGUCACAUCGACAAGAAGAUCCUGAAGAAGUCGGGCCGCGGCAGCCCCAAGGAGCUGGAGCACAUCAAGAACCAAAAAUUUCAGAUCACAGGAGCUUUGUGGUGGACAUACAUGAUCAGUAUCAUCUUCAGAAUCAUCUUAGAGGUGGUUUUUCUCUACAUCUUCUACUCGAUCUAUCCUGACUUUAAGAUGGUGCGCUUGGUGAAAUGUGACUCCUACCCUUGCCCCAACACAGUGGACUGUUUUGUCUCCAGACCAACAGAAAAGACCAUAUUCACUGUGUUCAUGCUGGCAGUGUCGGGGGUGUGCGUGCUGCUGAACCUGGCCGAGGUCGUGUACCUGAUCGGCGGGGCCUGCAGGCGCUGCUUCGGCGGCUCCGAAGACGAGUCGAAAGCAGCUUGGAUAAGUCAAAGGUUGUCAUCUUACAGGCAAAAUGAAAUCAAUCAGCUGAUAGCGGACCAUUCUCUUAAGUCAAAGUUCACCGUGACCAAAAAGAACCCACCUGAGAAAGCUGAUAGAUGUUCUGCUUUCUGAGACUUCCUCUAAGCUUGUGAGCUGUAAUAGUGGCUGUCCGCCGAGCACGUUCUACAUUAAUGACACUUAUACUGCGUAUUUGUUCAUUCGCAAGAUUUUGAGCAUUUAUUUAUAUAUUAUUAAGUAAACUGCCUAUUGAUGCUUGACUCUCUUUUUGGUUCCAACGUAUUUAUUUUCACUAACAAAAAAUUAGCUGGUCUCUUGUCGAAACUACGUGGAGCCGGUACUGUGGAUUACUGUGGAUUUAUAGACAUGAUUUCUGCUUUUCUUUUCUUUAUUCAAGUCCAACAUCUCUGGUGUCGCAGUACAAGCUUGCCAUCGAUCGUUAGACUCUCUUCGUAGUCUUAUGGCAAAUACAUCAAUGUAUUAAUGGACAUUAUGGGAAUUAAGUUGACAUAGUGAAAAAACUGUUUCAGUGUUAUAAACCAUGCCUGCAAGCAUUAUGCUUUUAUUUUAUUUUUAGUCAAAGUUGCAUAUUUGCUGGAUGACAAUGCACUUUUGAAGGGUGCAGUUGUUAAAAAUCUUGCAAAUGUAACAGGUUUGUGUGCUUAAAAGUUCCAAGCGACUGCCAAAAUAGUUGCAUUUAUGAGCUGUGAAAUGGGGAAAAUCAAAUCCAGGACGCAAAAUCAAACAGCCAACACUGGCUGCAGUUCAUGUGUUUGCACAUGAACACAUCCUACAGAAAGUUCACACCAACGGGCUGCUUUUAGAACAGAUGUUUGCCUUUCAACAGCAGAGAAAAAGUGUUUUAUAAUACUUCACUCUAAACACGUCUGGCAUCUAGAUUUCCAAUCCAUUCUCAAAUUAGUCAAAGUGUGAAACUCAUCUUUUGGGAGUAUUUUGUUGGAACAUGAGGAUUUCUGAUCGGCAGUAAAAACCAUAAAUAUCAGAUAUGGUCCUUUUUAAGAAAAACAUAUUGGUAAAAUAGUUUAAAUCUGGGUUUUACGGUAAUCCGAAAGUGGGUUUAUUCAUUCAGACAAAAGUAGUCGGGUCGAAGCGAGCACAAGUACGGGAAAGAAGACCAUUGAAGGGAAUUGGACCACCUAUUGAUGAUUCUAUUAAAGUGGACGUAAUAGAAAAAAAUGUUACUCUUGGAAGUUCCUUGGAAGUGCAUUGCACAAAGUUUUUUCCAGUUUUGAAAGAUGCUGACCCUGCGGAGGAGAGGGACGGAGUGGGGUGGAGUCGCCGACUCCACCGCCUAAACCCGGCUGCUAUGAACAGAGCUGUAAAGACACGGUUGAAGGGGAGCUUUUGUAUUAUAUCGCUGCAUUGUACAUUGACACAAGCAUGUCACAGACAUUGAAUUAAAACCACGGGACAUUGUGUCAUUUUCUGGAGAAAAGAAAAUGUAAUAUGUCUGCUUUUAAGCAAACAACUGUCUCGUGGUCGUAUUUGUGUUGUACUCGAUUAAUCAAGCUACAAUUUGUCGGACAUUUAUAACAAUUCUCUAUCCAAGCAAAUUUCAUUAUAAAAGAAAAUGCAACUAUUGGUGCUAGAAAAUAAAACGACAUGUUUAAUUCACCAUUCCAACCACGAUGGUCGUAUUAUGAUGAACUAUAAUGCAGAAAAUUAUCAUUUAGUGUAUUGUAACUUUAUUUUUCCUGAUAAACUUCUCUGAAUUAUGAACCUCAUUUUAUCUAUUUUUCUUUUUGUCUGCUGGGGCAUUUAAACCUUGUUUUUGUCAUCGCAGUACUGUACAUAUAUUUCAAGACAUUUUGUAUUAAUUCCUGAUUACCAUGUACUAACAUCUUUGCACAACUUUGUUAAAGUUUCCUUGAAAAGCGCGUGAUGUGGACCCACCGCUUACCCGGCAUCCAUCGCCGCCAUGAUGUCGCACUUCCAUCCUUUAUUCUUAGCCUGCAUACUAUGUUUGUCAGCAUCCGUGCAGGUCUGAAAAUCCGAUGUCCAAAUGCACUGGAAGCUGUUUGCAUCAAGUUGACCGGCUUUUUGUACUCGAUGUAAUGCAAACAGAACCACUUAUGUUCAUAUGCCAACAUGCAAAUGCAUCAGUUUCAAUCCAGGAAAACAAUCCAGAUACAAUGAGAUGGGUUGAAACAAUACAAUUUCUACAAUACUGUAUGUAAUUUAAAUAAAUAAAUAAAUAAAUAA